Messenger RNA from Anguilla rostrata (American eel), 5028 nucleotides. It is a transcript of the gene agpat3, whose product is annotated as 1-acylglycerol-3-phosphate O-acyltransferase 3. Gene Ontology annotation, molecular function: 1-acylglycerol-3-phosphate O-acyltransferase activity. Gene Ontology annotation, cellular component: endoplasmic reticulum; endomembrane system. Lineage: Eukaryota; Metazoa; Chordata; Actinopteri; Anguilliformes; Anguillidae. The record is from RefSeq and is a predicted model, not a curated record. The coding region runs from base 592 to 1725 and encodes 377 amino acids. The transcript is spliced from 10 exons.
ACCCGCGUCUGGUUCCGCUGUGCCGAGCUUCGCCCAGCGCUGUCUUGACCCACAGGGCCACGCUGAGGUGUGCGUUUCUCUGCGUUUGGCCUGUGCCCGCGCCCGUGCCCAGGGAUCUCCUCCGGGCCACUUCGCCGCUCCUCCAGGAGCCGCCUUUCUCCGCCGGGCUCCCGCGUCUUACGGCCCACAAUCCCCUCUUCUGCUGAGGAGACGGUUUUGGUGGUGCUGUCCUCCUCCUCCUCCUGCUCUCUCUGGGGUCUUUCUGCUCGUGCUGCUGUCCUCAUAAUCGCCGUGGAGAUUUACACGGCUAUACACGGACUCCGCUUUACCCCUUCCUCUUUCCGUCCGGCUGCUGGGGCACCCCCCCCCCCCCAUUCUCUAUUAAUUUUUCUUGAGAGGAGGGGGGGACAGAGAAGUGGAGAAAGAUGCUGAACCAGGGAGGAGUGAUGAUCUUCACUGGGAUCUGUGGGGCCGUGCUGGUCAUGGCCUUGGGGUACUAUGUCUACUGGUCCAUCAUACUGAGUGAAGGACCGUGUAAACGAGGCCUUUAAAGGGACAGCGCCGAGGUCGUACGGAGACAGGGGCUCUAUCAUGGGUCUCUUGACGUACCUCAAGUCCCUCUUCAUACUGCAGCUGCUCGUCGGCUUCGUCUUCGUCGUCAGUGGCCUCAUCAUCAACUUCAUCCAGCUGUGCACCUGCGUCAUCUGGCCCUUCAACAAGCAGCUCUACCGCAGAAUCAACUGCAGGCUGUCCUACUCCCUAUGGAGCCAGCUGGUGAUGCUGUUAGAAUGGUGGUCGUGUACAGACUGCACGCUCUACACUGACCAGGCCACAGUGGACAAGUUCGGCACGGAGCACGUCAUCAUCAUCCUCAACCACAACUAUGAGAUCGACUUCCUCUGCGGCUGGACCAUGUGUGAGCGCUACGGCGUGCUGGGGAGCUCCAAAGUCCUGGCGAAACAUGAGUUGCUGAAGGUUCCUCUGAUUGGCUGGACCUGGUAUUUCCUGGAGAUUGUUUUCUGUAAGAGGAAGUGGGAAGAGGACAGAGAAACCGUCUUCAAGGGGCUGGAGAGGCUCAAAGAUUACCCAGAGUACAUGUGGUUCCUGCUCUACUGUGAAGGCACGCGGUUCACAGAGAAGAAGCACCAGAUCAGCAUGCAGGUAGCAGAGAGCAAAGGCCUCCCCAAACUCAAAUACCACCUACUGCCCCGAACCAAGGGCUUCACCACCACUCUGCAGUGCCUGAAGGGAACGGUAACGGCAGUGUAUGACGUGACGCUGAAUUUUAAAGAUAAGAAGAUCCCCACACUGCUGGGGAUUGUCAGUGGGAAGAAGUACAAGGCGGACAUGAGUGUCAGGAGGUUCUCUGUAGCGGAUAUUCCAGAUGAUGAGAAGGAGUGUGCUGCCUGGCUUCACAAGCUCUAUCAGGAAAAAGAUGCUCUGCAGGAGCACUAUGAGAAGGAGGGCUGUUACCCUGGGCCCACUAUCAUCCCUCCACGCCGGCCGUGGACGCUGCUCAACUUCCUGUUCUGGGCCACCCUGCUGCUCUCCCCCCUCGUCAGCUUCGCCUGGGGGGUCUUCAUCAGCGGCUCCCCUCUCCUGAUCAUCGGCUUCCUCCUCUUCGCCAUCGGAGCGUCCGUGGCGGUGCGCCGUCUGAUCGGUGUUACGGAGGUGAAGAAGACAGGCUCCAGCUACGGCGACCCCGAGACCAAGAAGCAGAAAUAGACGCCUCGCGGCGCUACCGUGCGCCGCGGUCGCCGUACGGUAACCGUACAGUAACCGUACAGUCACCACGUCCGGUCACGGCCCUGUUUUUAUUCUUAGAACACAAGGAAGAACGCUGACAUGGGGAGCUAACAAUAAUAUUUAAUGACCAGAUUAAUAAUUAAUUACAGUGAUUGCGUCUGACUUCAAAAUUGGAAAAAAAAGAAAAAAACAACAACUAAUGAAUGAGAAAAAUAAAACAAAAGGGACUGUGAAUCGUUUCUCCAUCAUGACGUCCAAACGGGAGGCUGCUCCUGGACCUACCGACCAACCGACCUACGCUGGGGGGGGGGCUGGCGUUCCCUUCGCCCCCAAGCUCAGGGUUACCUGCGGUCCCUGGACACCGACGCACAGUCCCCCCCCUUGAAUUUCAGCACUGCACUUCCUGUUCAUGUCCCAUUCCCAGGCCCAGCCCAGUGAGAAACCCCGCUGUAUCUCUCUCCUCUCUAGAGCGGACCCAACUCCAACUCUAUCCCCCCUUUCUCUCUUUCUCUCUUGGGGAGUGUCUACAUGAGGUAUAGGAGGGUGUGGAGGUUUUUUAGGUACUGAAUGAAACCAGUAUCCAGGCCCCAAUCUGGUUUACUUUAGUUCUUUGAACCCCAGUAGACCCAGUGUAAUAAGACCCACUACUCUACAUGCUAAUCUUGCCCCGCUAAAGAGUUCCAGCGCUACACAGCUCCACGCUCAUCAGUAUUCAUGAGCUGGCAGGCUCGUGAUGCAUUGGGACAGAGUGAUUUCCAGUUAUAGUGAGUCUAAACACACAAUGAUUUGGCUCACAGCUGAAAACAGAGUGGAGGAGUUGCUGCUGCGCUGUUAUCCCACUGUACCUGCCUCUGCUAGACUUCUUUAAGGGGAAAUGCACACACACACAUUGAAGUUUAAAUGUAGAGUGUCAGUUACAUCUGUUACAAGUGAAGGGUCUCUGCUAAGGAUCUGCUGGUGCUGUGUAUCUUUAUUGCACAGUUCUCGCAACUUCACUUCCUGUGUCCUGUUCUGCGCGUAUGUUACUGUAUUGUUCUUAUUUUUAAUUUUAUUUUGUAUUUUGUUUGUUUUUUUGUGGUGAGGGCGAAUGAGUGUGUCUGUAAUUGGAUGUCCAGUAAGGGAAGAAAACAGCUGUGAGCCCACCCUCAGUACUACGGCCCUGUCAAUCACGUGGCUGUCUGCUGCUUUCAGUUGAUUUAUUCAGUGGCAGCUUGAUCUCUGAUGAUCACUUUAAGGCAGAUCAGCUCAAACCCUGAAGCUCAGGCUGGCCAAUUCCAUUAAUGCAAAGUACAAACGUGUGCUAAACCAAUUUUUCCCCUGCCCAUUGCACAGAGCGAGGCCCAUCCCAAUCCCCUCUAUUUGCCCCAUGAAAUACGUGCUGUUGAGGAAGGCUGAGUGUGCUCUGUGCUGUUGGAGAGCGUCCAGAGGGAACAGAGGUCACGGUGGAGCAGCGUGGUCAUUGUCCAUGUGACUGUCCACUCGGCCAAGAAAGCAAGGCAAGAGAGAGGAAAUCCACUCCUCUCUUAUGUGCAUGAGGACGCCACGGCCUGCCGCAUCUGCCGGGGGGGCGGGGUUGGGGUUGGGGGGUUCAUUAACAUGUGGCACACACUCGUUUGUUCUCCUGGGUCAGAUGUACAUAUACAGUUAGUGUGCUGAGGAGUAGAUACAUUUUAAUGCAUGGCUUAUGCACUACUUGCCACAGUUAAUGUUUUGCUGACUGGAGGCACAUCACAUGACAAACUGCUGAUUUCUCUGCCAUGGGUAGAGGGGGUGGGGCGAUGAGAUGAUUGCCCCUCCCUCUACCUGUGUGUUUUUUUUGCUGCAAGCGUAGAAGACAGUGCCACCUAGCUGCAGGCACUGGGAGCCCACUCCUGCUUUCUCUUGUUUUUAAUCAUUUUUACUCUCAUUGAAUUAAUAUGAAUUUCAAUUCCCCAACAGCUGAGAUGUGACUGGCGCUGUUUUUCUGGCCUUCUCAGUGUUAAGAACACCUGCAGUGUGCAGAAAUUUAUCACGUAUAGAAAACUCUGCAUCAGGAGGCAGAGUACUGUGUCAAGUCCUACAUACCCCCUGCCCCAGUGCAUGCUGGGUAUGACACUCCACCCUCCUAAUCCGAUGCCACGCUACACUCUAGGGGGGGUGUGCCUCUUGGCUUGUGUUCUGUUUUCUGAUUGUGUGCAUCACCAGUCACGGGGAGGCUGGUAGAUAAUGGACUAAUUUGGGCCACCCCUUGAUAAAUAAAAAGCUGCUGCAGAAUGAACUGCAAGCAGAGCAGUUCAUGUGCGAUUUACACCCCUGCUCCCUUAUCUCCCACCAACAACAAUUUUAUGACUGAGCAGUAUGUGAAUGAUGUUUGUUUUAAUCAAAAUCCAGAUGUGAAAUUGGGUUCUCCCCUCUCUCUGUGUGCUGUGAAUUCUCAUGUGAUUCUCUUGUAAUGUUUCAUAAUGUUUAAUUGUGUUCUCACCAUAGCAGCAGUAAGAGAAUGUUGUAUGCUUGUUAGGGUGUGUGAAACAGGUGUUAAACUGUCACUCACGGAUACUGUUGGGCAUUAUUGUUGUAUGUUGGGACAACGGCAUUCAUAUUAUCCUGAUAUGAUUAGGCACUGACUUUUGUUUUUGUUUGAAGUAUAAAUGUUUUUCAGGGGGUUGCAAGCCUGAAGGAGGAGUGCAGUUUUGGUGUUUUGUUAGCGAACGUGUGAACACUUCAUUAGUGGUUGGCAUGUGAGCAGGAAUUAACAUAAUGUGCUGGGAACAAAGGCUUGCAUCCUUCUGUUUACAAAGAAGUACUACAGAGAGGGAGUCCACUCACUCAUUUUUUAAAAACGUUGCUAUGUGAAGAAUGAAGUUUAAAGGUUAACGGAAACUGUGGAAGAGUGGAGUGUCUUGAGUCAAUCCCUAGACUUAAGUGACUCCCAGCACCUGCUGCAUCUCGUGGCUGCUCUGAUCCAUUUUAUGCAUUUCAAUUACCACUAGAUUACAGAUUACCAAAUUCAGAGAUGCAGUAUUUUGUUAGAACAAAAAGGAUUUAAUUUUGGCUGAUAUUUUGUACAUUUCCCAUCAAGAACUUCAGCAGUCCACCACUCAAACUCCCUCAGGUGUCUGUACAGUCUUUAGUUAACAAAGUUACAGAACCAAGGCAGAGUAAAAGCAAAAGAAUAGAGCUUGCAUAACUUUAAUCUUUCUUACACUGGAAGUUUUUAUUGAAAGUUCACAAUUAUGUAGAUUUUUUGUUCAUAUUUUCUUUUUGAAUUAAAAAAUAAAUAAAUGAAAGCUUUAUUGAAAUUAA